AACUAACGAGCAAAUAUCACGGGAUAGGGACGCAUAUUGUUUUAGAGAGAGAAAGUGUCAGGCCGGUUUAUUCCGUGAUACGGCCGGAAUAGUCUUCGAUCGUUGUUUAUGGUCAUCGGUAGCGCAUCCGUCUCUUGAUCGGGAGCAUCUUUGGUGAAGGGAGAUGGUGAAUUCCAUGGUUGAACGAGCCACGAGUGACAGGCUCAUCGGCCCUGAUUGGGCUAUGAACCUCGAGAUCUGUGACAUGCUUAAUCGUGACCCUACGCAAGCAAAGGAUGUCGUUAAAGGUAUAAAGAAGAAGAUUGGAAGUAAGAAUUCAAAAGUUCAACUUCUUGCACUAACACUACUGGAGACGAUCAUAAAAAAUUGUGGGGACAUAGUUCACAUGCAUGUUGCGGAGAGAGAUGUUCUUCAUGAGAUGGUGAGAAUAGCCAAAAAAAGGCCUGAUAUUCAUGUCAGAGACAAGAUACUCAUUCUCGUAGAUACUUGGCAAGAGGCAUUUGGUGGACCAAGGGCGAGAUAUCCUCAGUAUUAUGCUGCAUACCAAGAACUACUGCGCGCAGGGGCAGUAUUCCCUCAAAGAUCUGAGCAAUCAGUGCCUGUAUUUACACCCGCACAAACACAGCCAUUGGCAUCAUACCCUCAAAAUCUUCGCAAUUCUGAUUUUCGGCAGGACACAGCUGAGUCUUCUGCAGAACCUGAGUUUCCAACCCUAAGUUUGACAGAAAUUCAGAAUGCACGUGGUAUUAUGGAUGUACUUGCAGAAAUGCUGAAUGCUUUAGACCCGGGUAACAAAGAAGGGCUUAGGCAGGAGGUUAUUGUUGAUUUGGUGGAACAAUGUCGAACAUAUAAACAGAGGGUGGUUCAACUGGUCAACUCAACUUUUGACGAAUCACUGCUGUGCCAAGGACUAGCUCUGAAUGAUGAUUUGCAGCGUUUAUUGGCCAAGCAUGAAGCCAUUGCUUCUGGAAUUUCUUUUGAAAAUCAACCACAGAAAUCGAAUCAAAAUCAACCAGAGAAAUCAAAGGCUGCUCCUGCUGGAGCACUAGUUGAUUUAGACGGGCCUUUGGUUGACACGGGAAAUACUAGCAAACAAACUGAUGUGAAGUCUGCUUCUAGUGCUGAAGCAGGGUCACAAACAUUGAACCAGUUAUUGCUUCCUGCACCCCCUUCAUCAAAUGGGUCAGUUCUCCCUGCAAAGGCUGCUCCCAGUAUCGACUUGCUCAGUGGUGAUGAUUAUAACUCACCGAAAGCAGACACUUCACUUGCCCUUGUGCCUGUUGGAGAUCAGCAGCCAACCAGUCCUUUGUCACAGCAGAACGCCCUUGUGCUUUUUGACAUGUUUUCUAGUAGCAAUAACGUACCAACUCCUGUUAAUACCCACCCAGUACAGUCAACUAAUGUUAGCGGCCCUGUUAGUCCGUUAGCUCCCCAAGUUCAACAGCAACAAACCUUAUCUCCUCAUGGUGGAUUUUACCCUAAUGGAAGUGUGGCAAAUGUGGGGUCCUCUCACUACCAGCAGUCACCAUAUUCCCAAAGCGCCAGUCCUCCAUGGAAUGGUCAGGUUGCGCAGCAGCAACGGCCACCUUCACCAGUUUAUGGUUCGCAAAGCAGUGGAUCAUUGCCGCCACCCCCAUGGGAAGCUCAGCCAACAGAUAAUGGUAGUUCUUUAGCUGGCUCCCAAUAUCCACAGCCACUGCAAGUUACUCAAGUGAUCAUGACCCAUGUACAGAGUUCUGCACAUCCUCAGAGUCCUCAGGCGAUGGGGAAUGACCAGGUUGCUGGCAUGUAUAUGCCGCCAAAUGCUAAUGGCCACAUGCCAGCAAUUAACCCCCACGGUGGCCAGAGCAAUCAGUUUGGCUUUUAUCCGCAGCAAAUCCAGGGAGGUGUGGUUCCCUUUAUGGGUAUGGUUCCAAAUCUGCAAGCUAGUCCCCUGGCUUCCAUGUAUCCUCCACAGAUGUAUGGCAACCAAUACACAGGAUAUGGCUAUGGCCAGCAACAGGUUCCAUAUCUUGACCAGCAAAUGUAUGGCCUAUCUGUUAGAGACGAUGGUGGUAUGAGAAAUUCGUCCUACCAGGUUUCUACGUCAUCUUAUCCGUCAUCUGGCAAGCCUUCCAAGCCUGAGGAUAAGUUAUUUGGGGACCUUGUUGACAUGGCAAAGGUGAAGCCAAAGCCCACGCCAGGUCGAGCGGGUAGCAUGUAAAAACUUUGGAUUGCUUUUGCAUUUUUCACCUGAUACUUGUUUGUGUCUGCCCAUUCUCCUACUCCCCCCCUUUUUUCUUCUUUUUCUUAAUUUCUUUCUUUAUUCUUUACCUUCGUGUUAUAUAUAUAUUUUUUGGUUAGUGCCUCCUAUUAUAUCGCUUGCCUGGCAUUUUGAUCAUGUACAUUCAUUCUUGAGAAAACACAAAAAAUAAAGAAGAAAAAUUAGCUACAGCACCCUGCGGUUCUGAUUAGUUUUUGAGACA
Messenger RNA from Neltuma alba, 2465 nucleotides. RefSeq names its product TOM1-like protein 9. Bases 164 to 2203 code for a protein of 679 amino acids. Gene Ontology annotation, biological process: protein transport to vacuole involved in ubiquitin-dependent protein catabolic process via the multivesicular body sorting pathway. Gene Ontology annotation, molecular function: ubiquitin binding; phosphatidylinositol binding. The record is from RefSeq and is a predicted model, not a curated record. The transcript has 10 exons. NCBI's taxonomy places the organism in Eukaryota, Viridiplantae, Streptophyta, Magnoliopsida, Fabales, Fabaceae.